CUUCGCUCCUGCGAGCUGCCAGCGGCUCAGGAUCGGGGCGGCUCGCCGUCCGUCUGUCGUCGGGCUUGGACAUCAUUUUAAACCCCGCUCAGCGAGUCGAACCGGACCUUUUUGUUUGGAGGAACGUGACACCUAUUCAAACCCGCCUUGGAUUUGUCUUGGUGUACAUCUCCGCUAGCGCUAGCGUCUCUUCAGAUGGAGCGGAUGAUUUGGAGACAGUUUCUCCUGUAAUCUGGUCCGUCCUCCAUCCGCUCUGUUCGGAGUUCACCUGGACUGCAGGGGGAACCGUCCGGGGUUCGGGGAGCGCUUUAACCCCCUCCCUCGUCAUACUAUGUCCAGACGAAAACAGACCAACCCCUUCAAAGUUGACUGGCCAUUCCACACCUUGGGCUUAUCAGGACUCCAGCACACCAUUAACAUGGAUGGCAGGGAUGAAUUCACCGAGGAGGGCGAAUGCUGCAACAACAACUUGCAGGAAGUCCAAGGACAGGAUAGCCUCACAGAAGAAAGCGAUAGCGACCCUGACAACCACGGUGAAGACUCGUCCUCCAACACCUCUGCUGACGACCACAUGACCGCCAACAGAGCGCAGUGCCGCCUUCAAGGAGCGGGUGUCAAAGUGGAGAGUGACGAGGGGGCUGACCACAGCAGCAACUUUAUUUGUCCUCUGUGCACGCUGGACUUCAGCAGCCCUGAGAGACUCAUUUCACAUGUCUACCAGCAUACAAGCAUGAUGAGCAACACCAAGAGCUACAUGUGCCCGGUGUGUGGGCGAGGCCUGAGUUCUCCCGGCUCUCUUGGACGGCAUCUCCUCAUCCACUCGGAGGACCGCCUCUCCAACUGCGCCGUCUGUGGUGCACGCUUCACAGACACCAACAACUUUAACAGGGAAAAACUAAAAGAUGUCCUCGAUACAACCAGGAUGGAUGUCACUGGUGGAAGGGAUUCCUGUUCCAUGUCCCAGUCCCUCUCUAGCAGCCCAAUGAGCAGCCCGGGUUCCAGCACGCACUCCUGCCAUGGACUGGGCCCCAGUCCCAGUUCCUGUCAGGGUCCACAUCCGUGUCAGGCUCCUGAUCCCACUUCCAACAUCUGUCAAACUCAUCGUUCCUGUCAGGGCUCCAGCCACAUCCCAAAUCAGUGUCAAGGGCCCAGACCAUGUCACGAGUCAAGCCCUGGAUGUGGACCGUGCUCAGGCCCAGGACCAUGCACGGGGUCCGACCAAGGACCCUCCUUUUCUUCACUGCCUGAUGGACUUCUGUCCGAAGGUCCGUCACUUGCAUCUAUUCCUGAUGCCCUCAACUCCUCCUCUUCAGCCCUUCCUCCCAUACCUGACAUCCUGAGCCCGAUGCCGGUGUAUCCCGCCGGAGUCCUGCUGGUGUGCAACAGCUGCGUGGCCUAUCAGCAGUUAAUGGAGGCCCAGUCACCAAUGCGAAAGUGGGCCCUGCGUCGCAAGAACGAGCCCCUGGAGGCUCGCUUGCAGCGCUUGGAGCGCGAGCGCACGGCGAAGAAGAAUAAACGUGCAUGCGAGACGGACGAGGAGAGGGAGAUAAGGAGGCUGCGGGACCGCGAGGCCAAGCGCAUGCAGAGGAUGCAGGAGACUGAGGAGCAGAGGGCGCGCAGGCUGCAGAGAGACCGGGAAGCCAUGCGGUUAAAGAGGGCCAAUGAGACACCGGAGAAGAGGCAGGCCCGGCUGGUCCGUGAGAGGGAGGCAAAGCGAAUCAAACGUCGGCUGGAGAAGAUUGACCCCGCCCUAAGGACACAGAUAGAGCAUGAUCCUGCUGCGAUGGCCGCCCUUACAGCGGAUAUGAGCCUGUUUCAGUUCCCCUGUCCUAUGCCUGUUCCUUCCAUUGAUAAUGGUCUCUUCAUGAAGCUGCCAUAACUGCUGGAGAAGACCUUCUCUGCUAUAAAAACAUCCCAAACCUGUGCCAUCAAGUUCCCAUGAUCACAGCGGACCAUCCCCGUCUUCUUUUUCUUCCUUAUUCAUCUGCAUUGAAAAGCUUCAUACGAGCUUCUUUACUUUAAUUUAUUAUAGUCUAUAAAACCUUGGGAACAGGGUUGAGAAUGUUUCUUAUUCUAAGAGCAUGUUGUAAAGAGAUUUAUCUGUUGUUCAGUGGACUCUCAGAUUUAACAGUAUGUUCUAGUGGGAGCAUUAUUAUUCUUGCUUCGAAGAGGAAAAAAACUCAUUUGCACAUGGAUCCUCUGUGAGGGUAGUGGGUACCCUGUAGCUGCAGACCCUACCCUCUCCGGUCCUCCCAGCCCAGCCCAGUAACUCGGACUCGCCGGUAGCUAUGCCUCUCUCUCUCUCUCUUUCUCUUCAAGCUGCUGCCGUGGAACGUUCAUGUCCAAACUACUACCUCAUCCGGCGCCAUGGAGGGGCGCUCUCUGUCCUGUGGCUUACUGCGCUCCAGCUCCAAGCUUCCAAAGCUACACACGUACUAUACAAAACUACAGAAGAUGCAGGUUGUUUCCCACACUUUGUUUUGAUAUUCCUCAAUAUGGCACUUUAAUAGGAUACAGGCAUUCAUUUCUGUUAGAUAAACUCUGAAUGUUGUCCUAUUGACCAUGCCCAGUGUUGAAAAGCAUUCCUGUCGUCAUUAUCUUGAUUUUUCUACUUUCUUUUAAAACUCUGUAAUUUAUUGUUUUUCUUUCUGUUAUGGAGCCUUUCCUGGCUCAUAAAACUCAGUCUCUGCUGCUGUUAUUGUACUGUACAUUACAUUAUUUACCUCUGAUAUAUUCUGGGCUCAUUACAUUGAAAAAAAAUCCCAAUAUGUUACCUGUUGACCUCAGAAUUUGUCACACUACUUGAAUUCUGUCUGCAAAGAUCCAUUUGUGUUUAUGCUAAUGAGUAGACAGCUACAUGUUGCCGUUAGCAUUGUACAGAAAAUCAUGCUUAAUUUUAACCUGUUUUGUGCAAUUUCUGUAGCAUUCACGUUUUUUGUGAGCCUGCAGUACUUUUAUGUUCGGUUAUUAUUACCACUUAAAUAUGUUUUUAUAAUCCCAAGUCUGGACAAAGAAAUGAUCGAGUCACAUAAGAGGUGAAAAUGAUUUACAGGUACAUAAAACAUUAGAAUAUCAUCUGAAUGUUAAUGUUUUUCAGUAAUCUAAUUCAAAAAGUUAAUAGAUUCAUUACACACAAAGUGAUGAAUUUCAAGCAUUUAUUUCUGGUAAUUUUGAUUAUUAUUAUUAUUACAGCUGACAAAAUUCAGUUUCUCAGAAAAAUAGAAAAUGACAUAAGACUAAAACAAAACUGGCAGCCUACUGACAAGUGUCCAUGUACUGUACUCUAUAUGCAUUCAGUACUUGGUCGGGGCUCCUUUUGCUUAAUCACUGUAUCACUGCAGCGUGGCAUGGAGGCAGCAGCCUGUGGCUCUGCUGAGGUGUGAAGGAAACCCAGGUUGUUUCAUUAGCGGCCUUCAGCUUGUGUGCAUUGUUGGCUCCGGUUCUUCUCAGUCUAGGCAGGAACCAAGUCCUGCUGGAAAAUGAAAUCGGGAACCCCAUAAAGUUUGUCAGCAGAAGGAAGCCUGGAGUGCUCUAAAAUGUCCUGGUUGAUGACUGCGGUGACCAGCAGACGACAUUGCUCCUCGAAUCAUCACUGAUUGUGGGAACUUCACACUGGACCUCAAAGAACUUUAUUCUGUGCCUCUCCACUCUUCCUCCAUACUCAGAAACUUUGAUUUCUAAUUGAAGUGCAAAAUUCCCUUUCAUCUGAAAAGAGGGUUUGGUCCACUUUCUCCUUAGCCCAGAUGAGAAGCUUUUGACAUUGUCUUUAGUCUAGAAAUGGCUCAGCACAAGGAACACAACAGUUCAAUCUCAUGACCCAGGUAGGUCUGUGUGAGGUGGCCCUGACCCCCACCACAAUUCACACCUUGGGAAUCUUCCCCUAACUCUUAUAUCCUCUCAAGACUGUGGUUGUCAUUGUUGCUUGGUCACUUUUUUUCCUACAAGUUUUUCCUUCCACUCAACUUUCCAUUAUUGGACUUGGAUACAGCCAGCUUUUUAAGUAACAAUAUUUUGUGCCUUAAUCAUUAUUAAAAGUAAACACCUGAUAUAUAUCAGUUUGUGUGUAAUGAUUACAAGUUUCUGAAUAACAUUUCUGAAACAAAUUAACUUUUCUAUGAUACUCUAAUUUACUGAGACAUACCUGUACAAUGCAGUCCACUCAUUUGUUACUUAACACUGACGCUUGUUAGUUUCCAGGAUUUGUUUUUACAACUAUCCUCAUUCCAGCACAUAUUUAUGUAACAUGAUACGUUUGUUUUCUUGUAAAAGUGUUUGCUGUAUUUUGCUGGUAUAAAUUGUUUCAAAUUUUACAUUAGAGGCCAAGUUUGCAUUGUUCCCCUCCAGUUGUUUACUGCUGUAAGGUUACCUCCACUUUUCUUGAUUUCUCUUCUCCAGAUGCAAAAUGUUUCAUUGUCAAACGAGCCGUUUCAGUCUCUCCAAGGACUGGUAGUAUUUGUGUUUGAGUCACUCCUAGUAGAACACUAUCCUACCUGUGAACCUAAAGAAAACAUGAAAUAUGGAUGUGAGUCGGGAUUUUUGGUCUCCUGGUCAGAGGCUUUCCUAGGAGUGCAUCAAACUUCUAUGCAACAGAUUUAUUAUUUGUGAAGGGAAACAAUUUCACUUUCAAAGAAACUAUGCAGAAUGCAACUUCAAAUGUUUAAACUAAAUUCAAAAUCAAAAGCUCAGCUUCUCAGGCAGUUUAACUCAGUGAGAGGGCUCAGAGCCCAGAGAGUCAUCCUGGUCCAUAAAGAUUAAUUUAUAAAUGCAUCACAUCGUGUUCUGGGAAGAGAACAUUAAAUCGGUGUGGAUUUUUGGUUGUAUUUUUAAGGUUCAGCGCAUUGAAGAAACAUUCACACUGCCAUCCCUUACACGACAUUCUCUGCUAAGAGCAAAGGCUUCAGAUAUCAUCUCUCAGCCUAUGAAUACUGGGUAUUCUCAGAGGUUCACGCUUUGAAACUGCUGUGAACCACUUUGUCAUGCAGUGAUCAGAAAGCUGCUUGCAACAGAAGUACUGCGGACUCGGGUGUCGUUUUGUCUUUUGGAGCAGUGUGCUCACUUUGGGUUAGAUUAAUACUGCAUGUCCCUGAAACUGCACUUGUACUAGAGGUGUUCAGUAAGAGCCUGUAUUCUGUUAGUUUUUGCCUGCUUGAUUUUUUUUUAAAAGUUUGAUUCAAAACAAUGUUUAAAAAGUUGGCCUUUUGAUAUUAACGAUAUCCUGAUAUUAUCAGGAUGUUCUCUCAAUGUCCAUGUUUACAAAAUACGUAUCUCUGAAAAAGGCCAAAUGAAUGAGCUAAACUGCAAACAGCAACAUUGUCAUAUCAACGCAUUCUGACUAAAUGGCCCUUUAGGGACACCAUCCUGACUAAAACGAUGUACAGACCAUAAUGAAACCCGGUGAAGAAUGUGGAAAUAAACAGAGUCUAAUAUUAA
Molecule: messenger RNA, 5430 nt
Organism: Girardinichthys multiradiatus
Lineage: Eukaryota; Metazoa; Chordata; Actinopteri; Cyprinodontiformes; Goodeidae
Gene: znf821
Product: zinc finger protein 821
Exons: 6
Coding region: 332-1879 (515 amino acids)
Biological process (GO): regulation of transcription by RNA polymerase II
Cellular component (GO): nucleus
Molecular function (GO): DNA-binding transcription factor activity, RNA polymerase II-specific; RNA polymerase II cis-regulatory region sequence-specific DNA binding
Source: RefSeq, a predicted model, not a curated record